AUGGAUCUUACAGAUAGCAGUGCAGAUCUUUGGAUAGGAUGCUUAGGAAACAACUCAUUGCUGCAGCCUCUGUGGGACAGCCUCAGGCUCAACUACAGAGACUAUCUGAGAUCUCCACUCUUCCCCGUUGUUCUGACUGUGUCUUCCUACUUUGUCUUGUGCCUUCCUUUCCUUGUUUGUGACAUCAUGGGGGACAGGUGGGCACGGGUCCAGCAAUUCAAGAUCCAACCUAGCCGACGGCCAACAGCCUCUACGCUGCUGCACUGUGGAGGUGUCACCUUCUACAACCAAUUGUUCCUUGUGCUCCCAGCAUCAGUGGCCCAGUGGGCAUGGAGGCCACCUGUGGACCUGCCGGACCAGGCUCCUUCCCUGCUGGAGCUCAUAGUUGGAGUGAUAGGCAACCUUCUGCUCUUUGACCUUCAGUACUUCAUCUGGCACCUGCUCCAUCACAGGAUCCGCUGGCUGUAUGUCACCUUCCAUGCCAUCCAUCAUAAUUACUCGUCUCCCUUUGCUCUUGCCACUCAGUGUCUCGGUGGCUGGGAGUUGGUCACAGUUGGCUUUUGGACCACCCUGAAUCCUGUGAUCCUGCGAUGCCAUCUUCUCACCACAUGGACCUUCAUGGUGUUGCAUGUCUAUGUUUCUAUAGAGGAUCACUGUGGCUAUGAUUUCCCCUGGUCUACAUCACGUCUGAUACCCUUUGGCAUCUACGGAGGGCCCAGCAAACACGACGUGCACCACCAGAGACCCAACACCAACUUUGCACCACACUUCAGCCACUGGGACAAAUUAUUUGGCACGCACGCUGAUUUCAGUUUCUCUACCCCUUUAAAAUAGAAGGCUGUUACACUUUUGGUGGAAGCUAUAGAUAGCGACCUGUGUUUUUAAUGUGUUUGUGUUUUCGUUUGUUUUUCCAUAUUAUCUGGAUAUUACAAUGUGAAGAGGGGGAAUCCACAUUUUUCUUUACACACACACAGAGGCAUAUUAUCAUAUACCAUACACAUACCAAGUUUUUUUUAAAUAAGAUGUG
Seriola aureovittata is the source of this 1027-nucleotide messenger RNA. It is a transcript of the gene ch25hl1.2, whose product is annotated as cholesterol 25-hydroxylase like 1, tandem duplicate 2. Bases 1 to 834 code for a protein of 277 amino acids. The record is from RefSeq and is a predicted model, not a curated record. The transcript has a single exon. NCBI's taxonomy places the organism in Eukaryota, Metazoa, Chordata, Actinopteri, Carangiformes, Carangidae. Gene Ontology annotation, biological process: sterol biosynthetic process; cholesterol metabolic process. Gene Ontology annotation, molecular function: iron ion binding; steroid hydroxylase activity; C-4 methylsterol oxidase activity.